AACUCAGUAGAUCUUCUCUUCCAAAAAAAAUACUCAGUACAUCUUCAUUUCAGGACAAAAACAACCCACAACCGGCGUUCUUCAUCUGCGCGAAACAAAUAACCAGAUCCGAAUUACAAAAGCUAUAUCUCUUUCUUCCUCACCUGCUUUUUCCAAAGAUUGGCCAAAGCAUUGUACCUGGCGAAGUUUUGUAUUUUCGCUGUCGUUGAUGUAUAAAGCUAUUUAUUAUGAAGAGAAAUGCUAUGGUGGCCAGAACUCAGAAGCCAUGACCAGGUUUGCUGAACAACCGAAGUGAAAAACCUCCCUCUAACCUCCGCCUUCAACACUUCAGAUCUGAGUUCUACAUUCAACAUGCCUACGGAUCACGCUGAGCUCACCACUGAGCAGGUUUUGACUAGGGAUAUUCCCUGGGAGACUUACAUGACAACAAAGCUGAUCACAGGGACUGGCCUUCAGCUGUUAAGGCGUUAUGAUAAGAAGGCUGAAAGUUACAAAUCCCAGCUUCUGGAUGAUGAUGGUUCAGCUUAUGCCCGAGUGUUUGUUAGCAUCUUGAGUGACAUUGGCAAAGAAGAAACGUUGGAAUAUGUUUUAGCUUUAAUUGAUGAAAUGCUUACUGUUAAUCCAACAAGAGCCAGAUUAUUUCAAGACAAGUCUCUUGUGGAUGAGGACACUUACAAACCUUUCCUAAGGUUGAUGUCAAAAGGUAACUGGUUUAUACAAGAGAAGAGUUGCAGGAUACUUUCAUUGGUUGUAAGUGCCAGGCCAAAAGUUCAGGAAGAUGGUGUUGAUAAUGAGGAUGCCACAAAUUCAAAAAAGCAACUCACUAGCGUUGGUGAUGUUUUACAGGGCCUUGUUGAGUGGCUUUGUGUACAGCUGAAAAGACCAACUCAUCCUAGUCGUGGCAUUCCAACUGCAGUCAAUAGCCUUGCUACUCUGUUGAAAGAUCCUUUGGUGCGAUCAUUAUUUGUUCAAGCUGAUGGAGUGAAGCUUCUUGUCCCUUUAAUUUCUCCAGCUUCUACCCAGCAGUCUAUCCAGCUCCUCUAUGAAACAUGUGUAUGCGUUUGGCUUUUGUCAUACUAUGAACCUGCAAUAGAGUACUUCGUGACUUCGAGGGCUCUUCCACGAUUAAUAGAAGUUGUUAAAGCUUCUACGAAGGAAAAGGUUGUCAGAGUUGUAGUCUUGACUCUGAGAAAUUGGCUUUACAAGGGGGCACUUGGUGCACUUAUGGUGGACCUGGGAGUGCUUCAUAUUGCUCAGAACUUGAAAGCACAGGCUUGGAGUGAUGAGGAUCUUUUGGAGGCUCUUAACCAGCUAGAAGAAGGACUGAAAGAUAAGAUUAAAAAACUGAGUUCAUUUGACAAGUACAAGCAGGAGGUGCUUCUUGGUCAUCUAGAUCCUAUGCAUAAAGAUCCUUCAUUCUGGAGGGAUAACAUAACAAGUUUUGAAGAGAAUGAUUUCCAGAUCCUGAGGGUCCUUGUUAUGAUAUUGGACACGUCGGGUGAUCCAAGAACACUUGCGGUUGCUUGUUAUGAUCUGUCACAGUUCAUUCAGUGCCAUCCUGCUGGUAGGGUAAUCGUGACUGACCUCAAAGUCAAGGAACGUGCAAUGAAGCUUUUGAACAAUGAGAAUGCAGAGGUCACAAAAAAUGCUUUGCUAUGCAUCCAACGACUCUUCUUAGGUGCAAAGUAUGCCAGCUUUCUACAGACAUAAUCAUAUUUAUCUAUUUUAUCCUCCACAAUCAUUCUUCCUAAAUAAACUCCACCAAUAAUACGCAUUCUGCAUUCUGAAUGUGAAGAUGUGAUAUGAGUUUUAUUAUUAUCUCUUUUAUUCUGUAUCUACUUCUAUUCCCAAGGUACACUUGUGAGACUGUGAUUGUAAAUUUGUAAUUGGCAAUAAUUAUUUGCUUCACCCCCUACAAAAUCUCAAACAGGGGAUUUCUUGUAAUAAUGUACUCCGUAUUUAUUAGUUGUACCAAAAUUGAAUUGUUCUUUGGGCUGACAAUUAAAUUUCCUUAA
Molecule: messenger RNA, 2015 nt
Organism: Cuscuta epithymum
Lineage: Eukaryota; Viridiplantae; Streptophyta; Magnoliopsida; Solanales; Convolvulaceae
Source: the annotation of a GenBank genome assembly